AUGGCUAGCACUGGCACAGUGGCAAAGUCCAUUGCUAACGCUUACCCACACUUGAAGUGCACUGUGUUGGAUCUUCCUCAUGUGGUUGCUAGAUUGGAAGGUAGCAAGAUUUUGAACUAUGUUGGAGGUGACAUGUUUGAAGCUAUUCCUCGUGUUGAUGCUAUUUUAUUAAAGUGGAUCUUGCAUGACUGGAGCGAUGAAGAGAAUAUAAAAAUACUGAAGCGAUGCGAAGAAGCAAUCCCGAGCAAGGAGAAGGGAGGGAAGGUAAUAAUCAUAGACAUGGUGGUAGAGAACAAGAAAGAAGACAAUGAGUCAAUAGAAACACAACUCUUCUUUGACAUGUUGGUGAUGAUUUUGCUAACUGGUAGAGAGAGAACUGAUAAGGAAUGGGCAAAACUCUUUUUCUGA
Molecule: messenger RNA, 408 nt
Organism: Thlaspi arvense
Lineage: Eukaryota; Viridiplantae; Streptophyta; Magnoliopsida; Brassicales; Brassicaceae
Source: the annotation of a GenBank genome assembly